CGCCCACGCAAGGAGGCCGAACGCAGAAUCACAUGCCGCAGGUUGCAAACCCGCCUCCUCGCCUGGCAGGAUGUAAGGAGGGCGCGUACAAUCAAUGACCUGCGAGCUGGGAGCCAGAAAGCAGCAGCUGCCUUCUUCCAAUUUCUGCCUCACACUAUGGCAGCUCUUCUGAAGAGCCUGCUUGCUGCCUCAGAGAAAGCUGCCAACAUUGCCCAGCUGUGUCGCCAGGAGAAGGCACUCUUCAGCUUGCUCAUUGAGGAGAAGAGGGGCGCAGACAAGAACAAAAAGUUCCUACAGGAUUUCAAGACUUUGGCAGAUGUGCUGAUCCAAGAGGUCAUCAAGCAUGAUGUGGGGAAGGAGUUUCCGGAGUUACAAGGUUAUAUUCGUGGUGAGGAGUCCAACAAGUUUGAAAAUGGCCUUGGAGAGACUGUGGUGGUGCAGGUAUGUCCCACCCAACCAGAAACAGCUGCACUGCUGCAGAAAGUCCUGGAUCGGAACCAGACAGCUGCAGAUCUGCUGGCAGCGGCUGUUCACCAGGAGAUGGCGCUUUCUGACCCAGCAUUGGGUGAUGUGACUGUGACAAUUUCCACUGAGAACAUGGCUGUAUGGAUUGACCCCAUAGAUUCCACUAAUCAGUACAUCCGUGGCCGUGGAGAUGUGGUGCCUGUGGAUGGCAUCUACCCAUCAGGACUACACUCAGCAUUGGUGCUAAUAGGGGUAUACAACCGGCACUCAGGUGAACCUGUUCUCGGCAUCAUUAAUGAGCCAUUUUUCCAGGAACAGCUGCCAGAGCAUAGGUGGCAGAGUAGAUAUCACUGGGGCAUCUCCUAUGGAAACACCAACCUGAGCUCACUAAGCCGGCCCCUGCCUCAGUCUCCCCCUCAUGUGGUGCUGAGCAGCAGUGAGAAAGUGGUGCUGCAGAAGGCCCUGGUACCCCUGUAUGGUGAGCAGUUCUGCUUUGCCUCAGGUGCUGGAUAUAAGAUGCUGUGUGUGGCCCUGGGCUUUGCAGAUGCCUAUGUGCUUUCCGAAGGCAGCACCUUCAAGUGGGAUUCAUGUGGUCCCCAUGCUAUCCUUCGGGCCCUUGGUGGAGGCAUUGUUGAUUUUGCAGGGGCAUUGCGUGCCUGGCGUGCUGGCCAAUGUGACCUGCCUGAACUGACCUACAACAAGCCAGAAGAGGGUGCCAUGGGUGCCGAUCGAUGGGCCAACCAUGGUGGUAUCAUAGCCUAUAUGUACCAUGACCAUCUUGAGGCUGUCAUGGACACCCUGGCGGCUGCAAUUGACGUUGUUUAAGUUCCUCCUCUAUAUGGGUGUGGCUUGACUACGAUGGUCACAUCUACAUGAGGAGAAGAAGCCAGACUGCUGGUCAGGGACUAUAUGACUUGGAAUUACUGCUGAACUGUGGGACUGAUCAGUUAGGAUGGAUUGAACCUGCCAGCAUGGGGCUUGGUUGGAUAGAAUGUUGUGACUUUCAACUUAGGCAAUCCUUUGGCCUUUCAAUGCUGAGUCAACAAAGGUUUGACUUCCAGCACAGUGCAGAUGAGAGAAAUUCCCCCAUCCUUGUUCGUAUUUUGCCCUCCUACAUGAGUAAUAUGUAUUAUGGGUAAUGUAGUAAACAUGUCUUGAGGCUGGGGUUGCCAACUGCCUGGAGAAAAAAAUGUCCUGUCUCUGUAACAGAAGCUUAAUGGUAUGUUACAUGACAGAUGAUGAUGUUUACCUCCAUGCCAUGAAAAGGUUAAGGUGCCCAUUUCUACAUAUUAAGCCUCUGUUAAGCAUUUUUUCUCCAGGUCUGCUGGCAAUCCUGCCUUAGACCCUUCAGUUUCUUCCACUAUAUUACUCGUAGCCUUCCCUGUCUCUAACAUCCUAUAUGGAGGACUAUGUCUCUCACCUCAAACAGUUCGCUGCACAGACACAUUUUCUGUGGUGCAUCUGCUCACUUCUUCUGAUAUUGGGUCUGGACUAUUGGGUUGAGAAUCAGUUUGGUGUAAUGGUUAAGAGUGUAGACUCUAAUCUGGGAGAACUGGGUUUGAUUCCUCACUCUUCCACAUGCAGCUGCUGGUGUGACCUUGGGUCAGUCACAAGUUCUGUCAGAGCUGUUCUUGAAAGAGCAGUUUCUGUCAGCUCUCUGAGCCCUGCCUACCUCAUCAGGUGUCUGUUGUGGGGAGGGGAAGGGAAAGGAAAUUGUAAAACACUCUGAAACUCCAAGUGAAUGGCAGACUAUAAAUCCAAUCUCUUCUCUUCUUGUAUGUGAGGGACUAGAAAAUGCAAGACCCUCUUCAGUGAGGCUUGGAUCCAACACAGCAUUCCCACCGUUUAAACAGUUUUUGCCUAUGCAGCAUAACUUUCUUGCUUCUGUCCUUUCAUGGCAGAUUACAACUUCCUCAUUAAGUGCCACUUCUUGGGAGCAGAUGACUCCCAGAAAGAGAACAUGGGGCUGUAGUGGGAAGCAAGAUAGUCAUUUUCCAAGGGAAGAAACUGUUCCCUUGGAUUCAAAGCCUAGGGUUGUAAUUAGGGUUGCCAGCUUAUGAUUAGUGACUGACAGGAGAUUGAUGAAUGGGUGGGGAGGGUCUCACCAAUCAUGAAGUGACAUUGUCACAACACCAAUUACCUCUCGCUCCCCCUUUUUCCUCCAGCUGCCCAGUUGAACAGCACAAGAGGGACUGAUGGGGAAAGUCUCCCACAGGAGGGACUAGUUGGGAGGAAGCAGGUCUGUAUUUAAAAUGGCUUUCUAGCUCUCACAGAAAUACAAUUGAAAGCAUGCAGAUGACAACAACAUAAUCUAGAGAGAGGAGGAAGGGAAUAUGGCCAUAAUCCUUUUUAUUGCCUUAGUGCUACCUAUAUCUCUGAUAUUACUGGGGGUGGGAUUUAAUCACAGAUUUUACCAAAAAGACACAAAUACUUGCAUCAGAAUAAGAAAAUUUCAGGUCUGCUUUAUGCAAAGAACAUUACAAUGAACAAAAUAUACUCCAGGUGCAAAAUGUAAGUUUUUGGCACAGCAUGUGCAUUUUUUUCCCAUUUUCUAUGGUAACAAUUAUGAUUGUCACAAUCAGUUUUUUAACAGAAAAAUCUGUAUGUGAUUAAAUUGCAUAGAAUAUUCUCAGAUUUUUAAAAUCUGUAUAUCUGGACUUUUAAAUGCAGUAUAAUGUUCCAGUAAUUAAUAAACACCUGUACUUUU
Molecule: messenger RNA, 3172 nt
Organism: Heteronotia binoei (common prickly gecko)
Lineage: Eukaryota; Metazoa; Chordata; Lepidosauria; Squamata; Gekkonidae
Gene: INPP1
Product: inositol polyphosphate-1-phosphatase
Exons: 6
Coding region: 157-1290 (377 amino acids)
Biological process (GO): phosphatidylinositol phosphate biosynthetic process
Molecular function (GO): inositol-1,4-bisphosphate 1-phosphatase activity
Source: RefSeq, a predicted model, not a curated record